AAAACGUCUUCCUCUUCUUCAAUUUUUCUCAUUCACAUAUAAAUAGUAGUUAAUUUCAUAUCAUUCCAUAACAAAAAAUUUGUUCAUCUCCAAAAGUAAUGUUCCCUUUCAACAAUCUCUCCAAAUGCUUCAAAUUCACGGCCUCCCGCGACUGGUUCCACCGCCACACCUUCAUCGCCGCCGGCCUCCGCCCCACCACCACUGACCUCGGCGGCGGCACCAUCAUGCACUGCUGGGCCCCGAAAUCCCGACGCCAAUCCAAGCCCGACCUCCUCCUCCUCCACGGCUUCGGCGCCACCGCCACGUGGCAAUUCAGCGAGCACCUCCACCACUUCGCCGCCCGCUUCAAUGUCUACGUGCCGGACCUCCUCUUCUUCGGCGGGUCCCACACGGCGGGGCCCGAGAGGACGGAGGGGUUCCAGGCGAGGUGCGUGAUGAGGGUGAUGGCGGAGGGGCACGGCGUGAGGCGGAUGAGCGUGGUGGGGAUAAGCUACGGCGGGUUCGUGGCGUACGACAUGGCGGCGGAGUUUCCGGAGGCGGUGGAGAGGGUGGUGCUGUGCUGCGCGGGGGUUUGUUUGGAGGAGAAGGACAUGGCGGAGGGGCUCUUUAAGGUGAGGGACUUGGAUGAGGCGGCGAGUAUUCUUCUGCCGCAGACGCCGGAGAAGCUCAGGGAGUUGAUGCGGUUGUCCUUCGUUAAGCCCUUCAGAGGCGUGCCCUCUUGUUUCUUAGCCGAUUUCAUUGACGUGAUGUGUACAGAGUUUGUAGAAGAGAAAAGAGAAUUGAUCCAAACAAUACUUAAAGGAAGAAAGCUUUCUAACCUUCCAAAGAUUACACAGAGCACACUGAUAAUAUGGGGAGAACAAGAUCAGAUAUUUCCUUUGGAACUUGGUUAUAGAUUGAAAAGGCAUGUUGGAGAAAACGCAGAAUUGGUGGUCAUUAAGAACGCAGGACAUGCUGUCAACUUAGAAAAGCCCAAGGAGUUUGUUAAGCACCUAAAAUUUUUUCUUGAGGAUUCUAUUUCAUCUACAUCCUUGAAAAAUUAAAAAGAUCAACAUUAUUGAGGUUAUAGACUAGAAAAUUAAUAUAUAUUCUGAU
Molecule: messenger RNA, 1095 nt
Organism: Morus notabilis
Lineage: Eukaryota; Viridiplantae; Streptophyta; Magnoliopsida; Rosales; Moraceae
Product: monoacylglycerol lipase ABHD6
Exons: 4
Coding region: 99-1043 (314 amino acids)
Source: RefSeq, a predicted model, not a curated record